GAGAGAGCCCCACGGCGGCGGUGGAGAGGCGGGGCGAGCCGGGAAGGGAAAGUGCCGGGAAGGGGAAGUUGGGAGAGCGGUACGGCCAUGGCCACGGCUCCAUCGGACCCCGCUGCCAGCCCCAGCCCCGUCCCGCCGCUGGACCCGCACGCCGUGCCCAUGGUAGCGCUGAACUACGGCGUCCGCCGCCGCCUCGGCCUCUACCUCAACCCGCGGGCGGCCGCGGCCGCGGACUGGACGGCGCUGGCGGAGGCGCUGGGCUGCAGCUUCCUGGAGAUCCGGCGGCUCGAGGGGCUGCCCGACCCCACGGCCACGCUGCUGGAGGAAUGGCCGGGCCGCUGCCCCGGCGGGGCCACCGUGGGGCGGCUCCUGGAUGUGCUGCGCCGCUUGGGUCGCGACGAUGUCCUGACGGACCUGGCCGGCAGCGUGGAGGAGGACUGUAAGAAGUACUUGCAGAGGAAGCAGGAAGAGGCUAACCAGCCCCUCCAAGUGCCAGCAGUGGACAGCAGCGUGCCGAAGACAUCAGAACUGAUGGGCAUCACCAUCAGGGAUGAUCCAUACGGGAGUGGAACAGAGAUAUUUGAUGCCUUCAUCUGCUACUGUCAGAAAGACCUCCAGUUUGUCCAGGAGAUGAUCAGGGAGCUGGAGCAAACAGAGUUCAAACUGAAGCUCUGUGUAUUUGAUCGGGAUGUCUUGCCAGGAGCCUGUGUGUGGUCCAUCAGUGGAGAACUUAUAGAGAGGAGGUGUCGGAGGAUGGUGGUUGUUGUUUCAGAUGACUACCUGGAAAGCGACGAAUGUGAUUUCCAGACCAAAUUUGCUCUUAGUCUUUCCCCAGGUGCUCGUCACAAACGGCUGAUUCCAGUCAAGUACAAAUCCAUGAAGAACGAGUUUCCGAGUAUCUUACGGUUCAUUACCAUCUGUGACUACACCAAUCCUUGCACCAAAAAAUGGUUCUGGAUGAGACUGGCAAAAUCCCUCAUGCUGCCCUGAUGCAAAGUCCUGAGAGCUGGGUGCUCUUGUAACCUGUCCUGGCUGUGCCUUCAGACCAAGGGUGUCCUUGACACGGGGUCUUCCACCACUUCAGAACCUGGAUCCUUGCUUGGAGCCUGUGAUUGGGAACAAAGAACUCUCUCCAGCACUUCUUCACAACUCUGAGGGGA
Molecule: messenger RNA, 1160 nt
Organism: Motacilla alba alba
Lineage: Eukaryota; Metazoa; Chordata; Aves; Passeriformes; Motacillidae
Gene: MYD88
Product: MYD88 innate immune signal transduction adaptor
Exons: 5
Coding region: 88-990 (300 amino acids)
Biological process (GO): innate immune response; positive regulation of canonical NF-kappaB signal transduction; Toll signaling pathway
Cellular component (GO): plasma membrane
Molecular function (GO): Toll-like receptor binding; TIR domain binding
Source: RefSeq, a predicted model, not a curated record